Messenger RNA from Apis laboriosa (Himalayan honeybee), 1540 nucleotides. It is a transcript of the gene PIG-B, whose product is annotated as GPI mannosyltransferase 3. Bases 68 to 1540 code for a protein of 490 amino acids. Gene Ontology annotation, cellular component: endoplasmic reticulum membrane. Lineage: Eukaryota; Metazoa; Arthropoda; Insecta; Hymenoptera; Apidae. Gene Ontology annotation, molecular function: alpha-1,2-mannosyltransferase activity. The record is from RefSeq and is a predicted model, not a curated record. The transcript has a single exon. Gene Ontology annotation, biological process: GPI anchor biosynthetic process.
UAUACUUUUUAUUAUUUUUAUAGUGCGAUAUAUUAAUUUUAAUUAGAAUUAUUUUAAACUAUAAAAAAUGUACAUAACCAAAAAAAUGAAAAUAUUUUUAUAUUUAAUAUUAUGGAGGUUAUUUUCUGUCUUCAUGGUUCAAACUGCCCAUGUAGCAGAUGAAUAUUGGCAAUCAUUAGAAGUUGCUCAUCAUUUAGCAUUUGGAUAUGGAUAUCUUACAUGGGAGUGGACAAUGAAAAUUCGUAAUUAUAUUUAUCCAUUUUUAUUAUCUAUCAUAUAUAGAAUAUUGACAUUGAUAUCCUUGGAUUAUGUAAUAAUUUUAACAACUGCACCUCGAAUUCUUCAAGCAAUUUUCAGUGCUUAUGGAGAAUACAAAUUCUAUGAAUGGACUAAAAACAAAUGGACAUUAUAUAGUUUAUGUAUAAAUUGGUAUUGGUAUUAUUGUGCUACACGUACAUUAAUAAAUACUAUAGAAACUACAUGUACUAUGAUAGCUUUGUCAAUAUAUCCAUGGCGUGGUAAUAAUAUUAAAACUGUAAAGUAUUUAUGGAUUGUAGGAUUUCUAUGUAUGAUUAGACCUACUGCUAUUAUUGUAUGGUUGCCAUUAUGUUUUUAUCAUUUAUAUACAAAUUUACAAAAUAAGUGGAAAAUAAUAUGUCAGUAUAGUGUAAUAUGCAUUAUUUGUUGCGUAACUUCAAUAUUAUUAGAUACUUACUGUUAUGGUAUUUUAGUCAUUUCUCCUUGGGAGUUUUUUCGUAUGAAUAUACUUCAUAAAAUUGGAAAUUCAUAUGGUACGCAACAUUUCUUAUGGUAUAUUAUAUGUGGAUUACCAGUACUUUUAGGGUGUUAUUAUAUUGUGUUUUUAUUAUGUAUUUGGCAAAUAAUGAAACACCCAUCUUUUUUUCAUUAUCAAGCAGUUAUGUUAUUUGUUAUAUGUUGGACACUUAGUAUUUAUUCUUUGUUGUCUCAUAAAGAAUUUCGAUUUUUAUUACCUCUUUUACCAAUGUGUAUAUAUAUAUGUACUUCUUGUACAUUCCAUUUGAAUAUGAAAUUUAUGAAAACAGCAAGAAAAAUUUUUGUAGGAUUUUUAAUAUUAUCUAAUGUAUUACCUGGUCUUUAUUUUAAUUUAAUACAUCAACGUGGAUCAUUAGAUGUAAUGAAUAUUCUUCAUAAAGAAAUUACUAAUAAUAAGAAUACAAACAACAUAUUAUUUUUAACUCCAUGUCAUGCUACUCCUUUAUAUAGUCAUUUACAUAUAAAUGUAUCUAUUAAAAUAUUAACUUGUGAACCUAAUUUGACUAAUAACAUAAACUAUAUGGAUGAAACAGACAUAUUUUUUACAAAUCCAAUGCAAUGGUUGGUUGAAAAUUAUGAUAUUAAUAAAAAUAUUACUAUUCCGAAUUAUAUAAUAUUGUUUGAUAAUAUUGUACCAAAAAUAGAUCGAUUUUUAAGUCACUAUCAAUUGUUAUCGGAAAUUUUUUAUACACAUUUUCCACAAUCAAAUUAUGGAAAAUAUAUUUAUGUAUAUAAACAUAAAUGA